Papilio machaon (common yellow swallowtail) is the source of this 1636-nucleotide messenger RNA. RefSeq names its product protein singles bar (gene sing). NCBI's taxonomy places the organism in Eukaryota, Metazoa, Arthropoda, Insecta, Lepidoptera, Papilionidae. The transcript has 4 exons. The coding region runs from base 777 to 1325 and encodes 182 amino acids. The record is from RefSeq and is a predicted model, not a curated record. Gene Ontology annotation, cellular component: membrane.
AUUAUAGUGUUUGAUUCAUAUAAUUUUGAACUAGAACAACGAAGAUAAAUUGCGAUCUACGAUUACUUUUGGGCUUAAACGGUGUGCUAGGCGACAUUUCACGUUUCAUCAUCUUACAUGAACUAAAAAAGCUUAGAGAAACGUGGAAAUCUGUGACAAGACAACGAUGAUGACGAAAUAUGACAUAAAGUACCAAAGCACCGAAAUUAAAUUUACUUAUCAUUAAAUAAACUCAGGCAAAAUUUGCAACUACAAAAAAAAAUCCAUGAUGUUUUCUUUCGCCUGUAUUGAAAGCUUCAUAAGAUUGAAAUUUGAUUGAAUCUCCAUCUCUUUGUGGUACAGGAUACAGGGAUGAGUAUUUCGCCUUAUAAACAAUAAGCCAAAUAUAGAAUUAACCCUCCAGGACGCGUGCGCUCAUUUAUUUUUAAACUCGCAGUCCACGCACAGCCGGUCGUAACAUUCAAACAAAUCUCUCAAACUGUUCAGACGCACUUUUUCAUUGAAUUUAUUUACAUACAUUUUACAUCAGCUAGCUAGUUGGAGAAGAACCAACAUUUUAUUUAGGUUAGAACAAUAGUAAACAUUACGGUCAACGAUCUCGACUUGGGCUCGCGAAUUUAAAACUAAAAAUAUUAGGCAUGACUAACUCUGACUGUAAAUUGUGAAAUUCAUUCACCCUAGUGAACUUCCCGUGGACGUUCCUGGUCUCGUUGGGACGUGUUUGUGUUCCGUGAAAGAUUCGAAACGAUUAAAUAACGAAACAUAAAGUGUAAGAAAUGACUCGAGGUCCAACGAUAGUGCGGGUGGCGCCCAGCGCUGGGCACAGCGGGGGAGGCAUCAAGUGUUGCUGCUGCCGAUGCUGUGAAUGCAUCAACUUCGGAUAUCUAACGUCACAACAUGGUAUCAUUAAACUAGCUGAAGCCAUGUUAGGUGGCCUUUGUCAGAGUUUGCUCGUGAAGUACGGUAUGUCUGAGGCCAGCGUCAUGGGCUCUGCCUUCCAUGGCUUUCUCACCACAGCAUCAGCGUGUCUCCUCACUACAUCCCUUCUUAUUGCCUGCUACGUACUCUCUUCCAAUUCUCAACAACUGAUACGACAAUCUAUAUUCGAAUUUGUUUUUAACGCUGUUGCGUGCUUCUUAUAUUUGUCAGCCUCAUCAUACAUGGGUGUGGCGGUCAACAUAUAUUUGUAUCCGAGAUAUUCAUUAAUCAACAUGUACGCCGCGUAUCCCGCCAUGACUGCCGUAUACUACAUUGGCGUGAUAGUCGGCAUUGUGCACGGCGUCGACGCCUACAUAUCGUAUAAGUACCAUAAGGGUAUACGAUAAGCGAAUGAUUAACAACAGUAACAACGGGUUUCCACUGUUGCACCACUUGUAUACCAACAGACACAACAUUGUUUUAAUAAAAUAAAAAAUACAAUCGAAUUGAUAACCUCUUUUUUUUUGAAGUCGGCUAAAAAGUGGUGCAGCGAGUGCCGGUGUUAGGGCUACCGGCGCCCUGGGUAAAAUCUCAAUGGCCCUUCCUUUUUUACCAUGUCUUAGGUUUACGUAAGACUAUAAUUCGCAGACCUGUCCAUUCAGCGCCCUGGGCGGUCGCCCAAUCGCGCUCUACCCUAACACCGAUACUGGUUACAGCA